This is a messenger RNA of Homo sapiens (human), 11913 nucleotides long. Its product is annotated as peptidyl-prolyl cis-trans isomerase CYP95-like. The record is from RefSeq and is a predicted model, not a curated record. The transcript has a single exon. NCBI's taxonomy places the organism in Eukaryota, Metazoa, Chordata, Mammalia, Primates, Hominidae. Bases 5426 to 7210 code for a protein of 594 amino acids.
GGAGCUCUUCUGCGUGGUGUUUGGGGAAUAACGGUGGCUCUUCUAACCUGUGAGGCUUCUAGGAGAGGUGAGGCUGUUUCCUUCCUCCCCCGCCGCCCUCUGUCCUCCUGUCGGCCUGGCCUGGCCAGCUGCGCACUCUUCUGCCCCUUCAGGGGCCUGUGUUUGAAUGCUGGGGACCGGCUGGCUUUUCCCGGGCAUGCUCAUGAUCCCUGUUUCUGGGACAGAACCACACCUCUGAGUCUGUUUCAGGAGGAGACUCAGAGAGGAGCACUGGACGCCCUGCUUCCCCCACCAGCCCUCCUGAGCUUCCCCCACCAGCCCUCCUUUGCUUCCCGGAGUGUCCGAAAUAUUUCAGAGCUCGUUUUUAAAUGACAGAGUCUCAGGCCAUGGUGGGCGCGUUGGCAGACAUAUUCAAGGGUGAGGGAGGUAUGAGACCCGCCGUCCUGACGCUCAGGGAAAGCGCGGCCUCCUCAUGGUCUCUUGGCUGCGUCCUUCCUCCCGGGUGCUUUGCCUGCUUGGCUUUGACGUCUCUCAGGACGACCAGACUGUCCAGGUUCCCUGCUGAGCCCCGGGGUGGGGGUGGCGGGUUCCCUCCUGGGCCCUGGUGUGGGGGCGGCGGGCUGUGCGUGCUUCCUGCCCAGCCAGGGGCUGCUCAUCUGCGUCUGCCCUGCAAACGGUGAAUCACAUGCCAACCCCCUGUUCAGCUUCAGUAAUGUGACCUCUGAGUUCACAAAAACACGAUGUGCACUUUAAAAGCAGGAGCGACGUGGUCCUUUUGACGUCUGCCACACUGACCAGAGCUACGCAGCUCUCACCUGCUCUUCCGCUUCACGUGGUUUGGUAGUAAGAUUUUCAUUUUGGGCUGGAAUGAUAAAAUCUUCAUGUUUUUGUGUUGGAAACCAUGUCGUACAGAUAUGCUCUCUGAGCAUCUGUUUGCUUAAGUGUUUCGUGGAGGAUUCGCUGAAGACGUACGAAGAGUUGGGCACUGCCCCAAGGAACUUGUGCCUGCCCCACCCGACAGCGCGCUCACGCCAGGGCCACGGCCAGAGUGUGCCGCCGUCUCGGCCACUCCUUCAGUCCGGAACGUUCCUCUUCUCUCCCUGGCCUCGAGGCGUGGCUGCCGUGCCUGUGUUCAGCUUCAGGUCAUGCCGCAGGCAGGGGCCCGAGUGCUGGGCGGCUCCUCCCACCCUGUCCCCCCGGGGCAGCUGCGGACACUUGGGACACCCAGUCCUAAGACAGCACUGGCCACGGACUCAGGAAGCGAUGACUCCACGUGGUUUGGGGUAUCAUGUAGCAUGAAGUGUGGCUCGGUGUAGCGUGUAGCAUGGUUCAGUGUAGUGUGUAGCGUGGCUUGCUGUAGCGUGUAGCAUGGUUCUGCAUAGCGUGGCUUGGUAUAGCGUGUAGCGUGGCUCUGUGUAGCGUGGCUCAGUAUAGCGCAUAGCGUGGUUCUGUGUGGCGUGGCUCGCUGUAGCGCAUAGCGUGGUUCUGUGUGGCGUGGCUUGGUGUAGUGUUUAGUGUGCUUUGGUGCACUGUGAGGGGCUGUCUGGGCCCAUUCCUCACCGUGUGUUCCCUGCAUCGUAACGUCCAUGUCUGGGCAUAGCUCUUCUUUCCAUCUCGUUCAGCUCGGGGCUCUGUCCCCCUGUGGCUCCCAUCUUCCCCAGCGCCCUCCUUUUCCCUCCCCCUCACUCACAUCCCUGCGUCUCACCUUGCGCCAGCCCUUAGCCAGUGCUGCAGAAACGUCAGCCAUGCAUGGAGUGAACUGGCCAUUUCUUGAGGUGCUCCCUGGUGGUAUGCGAGCACCUAAUUCCCUUUAUUCCUUUUCUGGGAGGGUUACAUGGCCUCUCAUGAUGAGCACUUGCCGGGGUUGGGAGGGGUCACUGCAGGCUCAGCUGCACUAGCAGGAGACCCACAGAGAGGGACCUCAACACCAGGGCCCCUCUCACCCCCCAGGACAAGGUGUCCAGAGGGUUGUCCCAGGCAGGGAGCCUCCAGCUUUCCUCUCUGCCCUCUGUGGCAUGCCAGCUUCAACCCAGGUGUUCCUGCCCCAGCCGCACGGGGGUGGUGGGCACCCGUCCGCAAUGUCACUGCAUACCUGUGGAUGGCGGGCACCGGGGCAUCCCUGACAGGUUGGUUUUCUGGGGCUGUGGGGAGUCUUGGGUGCUUACUCUAGGUCCUCACUGUUUUUACUGUGUGAACCCUGCGGGCUGGCUCCGCCUCCCAGGAGCCGCUCCCGCAUGCUGCAGCCUGGUGACCUCUGGGCUGGUGAGCUCAGCCUCUGUCCACGAGGCCAGGUGUCUGGGGAGGGCACUGGAAGCAGCUGGAGGCAGCAGGGCCUGACCUGCCCCAUCCCCUCGAGGGCACGAGCAGGCCCCCAGGGCUUGUCAAGGGCCAGGGCCUUCCCAUCUCUGCCUCCUUGCCUGGUCGGGUGUGCUCGGGGCCAUGGCACAGCGGGAGGGAAACAUGGGUGGGUGGGGUCUUUGGAGAGCUUUCUGGACGUGGUGUCGGGCAGGGUCCUGGCUGAGGGGUGCGUGAGUGGCUGCAGACAGUUGGCCAUGGCUUGUUGGAGGAGGGCAUAGCUGCAACCCGGCAUCCAGAUCGCGCAGGAAAGUGGGAUGCUGUCUCCGGGUUUACUUUUCCAUUUAAUUAGAAAUACUAGAGAUGUUUCCAUGGCUCCUUUUAAUGGAACAUUGAAAUUCUUCAUUGUCUCCAGCCAGAAUACAGAUAUUCUCACAGGCUGUGGGUCCUGAUCUUUCCAGGGCUUAGUUUUAGGUUCCACCCUCUGCUGGCUUGAAUAUGCACAGAUGUGGAUGCAGCAUUUCCAAGGACUCUGUGGACAGCAGCCGGGUGGGGGAAGCGCUGUCAGGCCGAAGCCCUGGGAGAGAAGCAGAGCUCCAGGGAGAGGAGCCGGCCCCGCAGAGGAGCCGCCAGGCGGUUGUAUGCAAAGCUCCUGGUGCCAAGAGUUGAACAGCUCCCACAAUGCCUAGUGGAUGCAGGGACUCAUCUGCUCAUGGGAAGCACCUUUUAUGGCAUUUUGAUUGAUUGCUAGUGCCAGCUGGAGAAGAAAUUAUCAGGUGCACUAAAAGGUAUAAUUACUUGAUAGACUCCUGUGUUGGGUGUGAUUAAUGUUCCUUUGGUGGAAAGCAGAGGGUGAGUUGAUAAGAAAGUGACAGCAGCAGAGUGUCCACCUGCUGAUGAACCACCCUGUGGACAGAGCCGGCUAGGAAGGCACGCACACCCCUUCCCCCGCUCGCGCACUUGGGUCACAACCAGCGCCGCACCGUCAGCUUGGCGGAUUCACUCAGAAACCAGCACCUGUGGUUCUGUGGCCUGGAGGGUUUCAGAUGCCCUAACCACUGGGUUCCUCAGAGCCAUCUCAGGGGGAGCCCCGUGGCCCUCCCGAUGAGGGUGCCAAGCAGAAGGGAAGGAGAAGCCACAGCCUCUGUGCCCGCCGGAGCUGGACGUCAGCUGCAGGCCUCAAGGCCACCACACAAAAUCAGUUGUAUUUCUUUUUUUUUUUUCUUUUUGAGAUGGAGUCUCGCCUUGUCACCCAGGCUGGAGUGUAGUGGCACGAUCUCGGCUCACUGCAAGCUCUGCCUCCUGGGUUCACGCCAUUCUCCUGCCUCAGCCUCCCGAGUAGCUGGGACUACAGGAACCUGCCAUCACGCCUGGCUGAUUUUUUGUAUUUUUAGUAGAGACUAGGUUUCACCGUGUUAGCCGGGAUGGUCUCGACCUCCUGACCUUGUGAUCCACCUGCCUCAGCCUCCCAAAGUGCUGGGAUUACAGGCGUGAGCCACCACACCUGGCAAAUCAGUUAUAUUUCUAUAUGCUGGGAGAAAAUGUCAAAAUGAAAAUGUUAAGUAUAGCAUUUAUAAUAACAUUCAGAACCAUAAAAUAGGAAAUUUUAACAAAAGAAAUGCAGCCUGUAUGCCUCGAAAGAUAGCACACAUUGCUGAAAGUAAGGAACACUUCAGUAAAUGGAGAGGUAUACCAUGUUCAUGAAUCAGUCUUCAUAUUGUUAAACUGUCCAUCGUCACCAAUUUGAGCUAUAGAUUCCAUGACAUCCCAAGCAAUCCCAGAAGGAUUGUUUUUUCCAGAAACAGAUAAACUGACUCUUAGAUGUAUAUGGAAAUGCCAAGGACCUACAUAGCCAAAACAAUUUUGAAGAAGAAUAAAGAUGCAGGAGGAGUCACACUACUUGAUUCCAGGAUUUACUGAAAAAUGAUCGUAAUGAAGACAGUGUGACACAGGUGUGUGGAGGGUUCCCUCGAGGGACAGAACUAACAGGAGAAAUAUAUAUAUAAAGGGGUUUAUUGAGUAUUAACUCCACGAUCACAAGUCCCCACGAUAGGUUGCCCGCAAGCUGAGGAGCAAGGAGAGCCGGUCCCGAGUCUCAGAACGGAAGAACCUGGAGUCCCAUGUUUGAGGGCAGGAGGCGUCCAGCACAGAAGAAAGAUGCGGGCUGGGAGGGUAGGCCCGUCUCCCCUCUUCUCCUUUUUCUGCCUGCUUUAUAUUCUCUGGCGGCUGAUGAGAUGGUGCCCACCAGAUUAAGCUUGGGUCCGCCUUCCCCAGCCCCCUGACCCAAACAGGAAUCUCCUCUGGCAACACCCUCACAGACACACCCAGGAUCAGUACUUUGCAUCCUUCAACCCAAUCAAGCUGACACUCAGUAUUAACCAUCACAAGGCGUGAGGACAGAUAGCUGCAUCCGCAAAAUAGAGAACCAAGAAAUAGUCCCACACCAAAGUCAGGAUCAAAUGAUUCCUGGACAAGCCACCAAGUCAAUUCAACUGAGAGAAAGAAGCCUUUGCACCAGUUGGUGCUGGAAGUUCUGGAUAUGCACCUGGAUAAGUGAACCCCCCUCCGUCACCACACACAAACGUUAAUUUGAGAUGGAUUGCAAACAUAAAAGCUAAAACCAUUAACACUUCUUGAAGGUAACAUAGAAUAUUUUGUAAUGUUAUGAUAGGCAAAAGUCUCUUAGGACACACAAAAAAAUUAACCAUAAAAGAAGAAAAUGGCUGGGUGCAGUGGCUCACACCUUUAACACCAGCAUGUUAGGAGGCUGAGGCAGGAGCGUCCCUUGAGCUCAGGAGUUCAAGCCCAGACUGGGCAACAUAGUGAGACCCUGAAAGAAAAAGAAACAAACACAUACAUUGGACUUCCUCAAAAUUAAAGUCUUCUGUUCUUCAAAAGACACCACCGAGAAAAUGACAAGGCACAGAUCAGGAGAAAAUAUUCACAAUGCCAUUAUGCCUGACAAGGAACCUGUAUCUGGAAUACAUAAAGAAUUCAUAAAGUUCAAUAAUAAAGAUAAUUUGAUUUUUUAAAGAGGGAAAGGAUUUUAGCAGGCACUUCACAAAAGGAAACAUGCAAAUGGCUCUCACGGCACUUGAAAAAUCCCUCAGAUGCACUGGCUAUUAGGGAAAUGCUGAGCGUAUCUACAUUGAGACAAUUCCUCCCCCCAAGAACAGCUGAAAUUAAACUGAGAUACUUCCUCCUCACAAGAACGGCAGUGCAGAAGUCACCACCACACAGCAGAGACGGGCGUCCUGUGGGCAGUGCAGAGUUCACCACCACGCAGCAGAGACGGGCGUCCUGUGGGCAGUGCAGAGGUCACCACCACGCAGCAGAGACAGGCGUCCCCACGGGCAGUGCAGAGGUCACCACCAUGCAGCAGAGACAGGCAUCCUGUGGGCGGUGCAGAGGUCACCACCACGCAGCAGAGACAGGUGUCCUGUGGGCGGUGCAGAGGUCACCACCACGCAGCAGAGACAGGCGUCCUGUGGGCAGUGCAGAGGUCACCACCACGCAGCAGAGACAGGCGUCCUCACAGGCAGUGCAGAGGUCACCACCACGCAGCAGAGACAGGCGUCCCCACGGGCAGUGCAGAGGUCACCACCACACAGCAGAGACAGGCGUCCUGUGGGCGGUGCAGAGGUCACCACCACGCAGCAGAGACAGGCGUCCUGUGGGCGAUGCAGAGGUCACCCCACGCAGCAGAGACAGGCGUCCUGUGGGCGAUGCAGAGGUCACCACCACGCAGCAGAGACGGCCGUCCCCACAGGCAGUGCAGAGGUCACCACCACGCAGCAGAGACAGGCGUCCCCACGGGCAGUGCAGAGGUCACCACCACACAGCAGAGACAGGCGUCCUGUGGGCGGUGCAGAGGUCACCACCACGCAGCAGAGACAGGCGUCCUGUGGGCGAUGCAGAGGUCACCCCACGCAGCAGAGACAGGCGUCCUGUGGGCGAUGCAGAGGUCACCACCACACAGCAGAGACGGGCGUCCCCACAGGCAGUGCAGAGGUCACCACCACGCAGCAGAGACAGGCGUCCCCACGGGCAGUGCAAAGGUCACCACCACACAGCAGAGAUAGGCGUCCUGUGGGCGAUGCAGAGGUCACCACCACGCAGCAGAGACAGGCGUCCUGUGGGCGGUGCAGAGGUCACCACCACGCAGCAGAGACGGGCGUCCCCACAGGCAGUGCAGAGGUCACCACCACGCAGCAGAGACAGGCGUCCUGUGGGCGAUGCAGAGGUCACCCCACGCAGCAGAGACAGGCGUCCUGUGGGCGAUGCAGAGGUCACCACCACGCAGCAGAGACAGGCGUCCCCACAGGCAGUGCAGAGGUCACCACCACACAUCAGAGACAGGCGUCCUGUGGGCGAUGCAGAGGUCACCACGACGCAGCAGAGACAGGCGUCCUGUGGGCGAUGCAGAGGUCACCACCACGCAGCAGAGACAGGCGUCCUGUGGGCGAUGCAGAGGUCACCACCACGCAGCAGAGACAGGCGUCCCCACAGGCAGUGCAGAGGUCACCACCACACAGCAGAGACAGGCGUCCCCACAGGCAGUGCAGAGGUCACCACCACGCAGCAGAGACAGGCGUCCCCACGGGCAGUGCAAAGGUCACCACCACACAGCAGAGACAGGCGUCCUGUGGGCAGUGCAGAGGUCACCACCACACAGCAGAGACAGGCGUCCUGUGGGCAGUGCAGAGGUCACCACCACGCAGCAGAGACAGGCGUCCUGUGGGCGAUGCAGAGGUCACCCCACGCAGCAGAGACAGGCGUCCUGUGGGCGAUGCAGAGGUCACCACCACACAGCAGAGACGGGCGUCCCCACAGGCAGUGCAGAGGUCACCACCACGCAGCAGAGACAGGCGUCCCCACGGGCAGUGCAAAGGUCACCACCACACAGCAGAGAUAGGCGUCCUGUGGGCGAUGCAGAGGUCACCACCACGCAGCAGAGACAGGCGUCCUGUGGGCGAUGCAGAGGUCACCACCACGCAGCAGAGACAGGCGUCCUGUGGGCGAUGCAGAGGUCACCACCACGCAGCAGAGACGGGCGUCCCCACAGGCAGUGCAGAGGUCACCACCACACAGCAGAGACAGGCGUCCCCACGGGCAGUGCAGAGGUCACCACCACGCAGCAGAGACAGGCGUCCCCACGGGCAGUGCAGAGGUCACCACCACACAGCAGAGACAGGCGUCCUGUGGGCAGUGCAGAGGUCACCACCACGCAGCAGAGACAGGCGUCCUGUGGGCAGUGCAGAGGUCACCACCACGCAGCAGAGACGGGCGUCCCCACAGGCAGUGCAGAGGUCACCACCACACAGCAGAGACAGGAGUCCUGUGGGCAGUGCAGAGGUCACCACCACGCAGCAGAGACAGGCGUCCUGUGGGCAGUGCAGAGGUCACCACCACGCAGCAGAGACAGGCGUCCUGUGGGCAGUGCAGAGGUCACCACCACGCAGCAGAGACGGGCGUCCCCACAGGCAGUGCAGAGGUCACCACCACACAGCAGAGACAGGAGUCCUGUGGGCAGUGCAGAGGUCACCACCACGCAGCAGAGACGGGCGUCCCCACAGGCAGUGCAGAGGUCACCACCACACAGCAGAGACAGGCGUCCCCACAGGCAGUGCAGAGGUCACCACCACGCAGCAGAGACAGGCGUCCCCACGGGCAGUGCAGAGGUCACCACCACACAGCAGAGACAGGCAUCCUGUGGGCAGUGCAGAGGUCACCACCACGCAGCAGAGACAGGCGUCCUGUGGGCAGUGCAGAGGUCACCACCACGCAGCAGAGACGGGCGUCCCCACAGGCAGUGCAGAGGUCACCACCACACAGCAGAGACAGGAGUCCUGUGGGCAGUGCAGAGGUCACCACCACGCAGCAGAGACAGGCGUCCUGUGGGCAGUGCAGAGGUCACCACCACGCAGCAGAGACGGGCGUCCCCACAGGCAGUGCAGAGGUCACCCCACACAGCAGAGACAGGCGUCCUGUGGGCGAUGCAGAGGUCACCACCACGCAGCAGAGACGGGCGUCCCCACAGGCAGUGCAGAGGUCACCACACUGAGCCAGACUGUCCUCGGCCUUCCCUGGGUUGAGCACCGGAUGAAAACCAUGUGCUUUGAGCCCUGGAAAGACAAUCAGCCCAGCCAGAGCCAGAGCCUGAAACAGGCAGCCCCCAGGGCGCAGCUGCAGGAAGCCGCAUCCUCUCGUGGGCUCCAGCAAGGCGGGGGACGCUGUGUUCCCUCAGUGGCUUCUUGGUGCCCCUUGAUGUCCAGGAGUGUGAGGUGAGGUGAGGGCUCUGAGCUGGGAAGCUGACAAGUCAGGGAGAAUGCCAGGCCAGACGCAUCGGCCUGCGGGGGCUGGAGCAGAGCCUGGCACUCACUGUACUUGCUCCGUCUCACUCCGGCUGCUGCGCUGGCCCAGGGCUGUCCACCCCAGGCGUGUGGCAGAGCAAGCCUGGCUCCCAGAGCUCCCCUCAGGCCCUGGAGCGGCAGGCAGUGGGCAUCCUCAGCCCAACCCAUGUCCGUGCCAUGCACAGGAUAGCUGAGCUUGCCGCUGCCACAGGGUGUCAGCGGGUUGGGGCAACAGACAGGGCCCCAGUGCUGGUGGCCAGGCUGGCUGUAUGUGUGGGUUGGCUGCCACCUGACUGCACUGAAACAAGAACCACCCCCACCCCACCCCCCACUGCUCUCCACCCGGUUCGGGGCCGGCCCUGGCUGGGCUUCGUGGAUCCUCAGGUUGUGCGGGUCAUGGCUUCCUGGGGCUGGGCCAGAGCCAUCAUGGAGUCAGCACGGUUCCUUGCAGACACAGGCGGGGCAGGCGGCGCCUCUCCACCUUCCUUGCCUCAAGCUGCGGGGACAGCACCAAAAAGCCACGUGGACCCAGAUGGCCUCGCCGGACUUCCUGACUCAGGGCUGUCUCCAGCCUACAUCCCACCGGGGCUGCACGCACAGACGGCUUCUCCUGGAGCCCUGGAGCAUUUCCCCCGUGUUUCGGCCAGGUUUUCUGCUUUAAAUGAGUUUAUUUCAGUCGUGUCAAAGUGAAGGUCUCUUUCACUCAGGACGUGAUCAAUGGCGUGGCCAUCAAGUCACAGCGUUGAAGGCAACAGAUGGCCUUUAAUGACGCUAUUUUAAAAAAUAAUUUCCCCUUUCUUUCCCCAUCCUGGUUUUGUGAGGACAGAGCAUCGGCAUCUCAGGGCGGGGGUGGGUCUGCCUACUCUGUGGCCAGCACGCAGCAGAUCCCUGUAGGUGGAGCCCCACAGCUCUGUGUCCCGGCACCUCUGUGCCACCUGCACAGGGGCAGAGGGUGGGUUUUCCGUGACGCCCCCUGGAGCCAAACCACCGUUGAUCACUUCCUCCUGAUGAACUGGGCUGUGUUGGGGUGCAGAGGUCUCGGUUGCGUAUGUUCUGGGAAUUGAGCCAGGGUCCUUGUUGCUGGGAAUUCUCAGACCUGGACAAUAUCAGUAGAGGAGACCACUUGAUUUUUAGUUUGACCCCUGGAGAAUUGAAAAGCUGGAAAUCUGUUUUCUGUACCUUCCCCCUCCCAACCCUCCCCCGACUCCCUACCUGGCUUCUGUCUGGAGAGGACGUCUGCAUGGCUGUCCUGGGGUGGCUGCAGGUGUGCAGAUGCUCACCGCCACUGUCUCCCCAUUCCUGCUGGAGCCCACUUUGGUGUGAGUGUUUGCCUGGCAGAGGCAUCGCAGGCCCACGGGAGGAUAAAGAGAAGCCAGAGAACUCAUAAUUCCAAAAGCUGGCAAAGUUAAAACGUGAUGUCUGGCCGGGUGCAGUGGCUCACACCUGUAAUCCCAGCACUUUGGGAGGCUGAGAUGGGCAGAUCACCUGAGGUCAGGAGUUCGAGACCAGCCUGGCCAACAUGGUGAAAUCCCGUCUGUACUAAAACACACACACACACACACACACACACACACACACACACACACACACACACAUAAAAAUUAGCAGGUAUGCUGGCGGGCGCCUGUAAUUCCAGUUAUUCAGGAGGCUGAGGCAGGAGAAUUGCUUGAACCUGGGAGGCGGAGGUUGCAGUGAGCCAAGAUCGUGCCAUUGCACUCCAGCCUGGGCAACAGAGUGAGACUCCAGCUCAAAAAAAUAAAAGAAAAGAAAAAAGAAAAGAAAAUAAUAAAAUAAAUAAAAUAAGAUGUCCAAACUCACACCUGUGCAGCUUACGGCUCUGCGAGGCUCACACCUGUGUGGCUCAUGGCUCUGGAGGGCUCACACCUGGCUACAGCACCCAGAGGUAGGGCCUUCUGAUGCUCCUUGUGUGCAAACUGUCUUGGUCCUCAUUAACACAAGAAGAAAAAGCAACGGCUGAAAUGUGGAAUACGUAAGCCCACAGUGUGAACCAUUUUGGGGUCAGAAUCGAGCAAAGGCCAGGAAGCCAUAGCCAGGCUGUGUGAUUGCAGGCACCGUGGAAACUCCAGUAACUAAGAUGGCACCAUGAAGAGCUGCCUGGGAUGUUACAGAAGCCUUAGGCCAGUCAGUGUGACAACUUAGAUGAGAUGGACAAAACCCUUGAAGAAGGGUGCGGGGGAGUGCCGGGUGCAGUGACUUCUUUACUCAAGGAAAGCCAGGAUUUGGGACGCGUGUCGGAGCUGAGCCCCACAUCUCUCUUUACACCCAGACCUGCUCACCUUUUGUGGGAUUCAGGCCCGAGUGUGCGGCAUCGUGCAGUGGAGCCUCCGACCCUCACGGGCACGGCACAUCCGGCGUCCAGGGCGUGUGCCUCCCACGUGUGUGCUGCCACCCCAAGCCUCGUGGGGUCGGAAGGAAGGUGCCAGGGGCUCAACAGGUUUGCGCCUUCGUCAUCUGCUCUUUUCCCACAGGCCCAGGACUGUCUGCAAAGCGCUUUACGCCGAGCAUGCUUCACCCCCGAGCCUGCCAGAGGGUCCGCAGCCCAUGGGAGGUGUGGGUCAUGGGCGGCGCUGAAAGGCAGACGUGGAGCGGUGCUGCCGACAUCAAGACCUGACUUUGAAGUCCACAGGCUGCUGCUUGGCAUCAGAGCCACUGAUGAAAUCACAUUAAACGUAAUGGAAUUGGUAUCGGCAUGCAGCCCUGUGAGGCCAGGAUCAGGCAGAUGUGCUGCCGUUUCCCUGACAGGCCCGCCCUGGUCCUGGGCAGCCACACUCCAGAACGAGAGUAAUUAUCCUAAUUGCUUUAUUGCAUCAGUGUGGGGGCAGCUCGGGUAGCUCAGAGGAAAAGGGGCUUCUUUCAGGGCCCAUCGGCUUCAGGGCGACAUGCUCCACCCGGAAGGGGCAGACCUCUGACUCCGGCACGGAGGCGUCGUGGGAAUUUUUAGAAAAUGAUAUCUAUGGCAUCCUGAUCUCUGGCCCCCAGCUGCAGCCCCCUGUGAGGCCGAGGCCCAGACCGGAGUCCCUGAAAGCGCUUUGUGCCUCCGACCUCCGGCGUUUUUGGCAGAGCUGGGGCAGGAGCCGGGGUGCUCCUCGCGGCUGAAGCGCAUCAGCCUCCAGGGCGAGGGUGUCUCAGAUCCCCGCACAGCCCGUCACACAGCCCCUGGGACAAUCACACAGGACAGUGCUCUCCUGUGAUCUUCAAAGGAUCUCCUGGGUUGUGGGGGUGCAAAAUAAAACUCUGCUACAAA